Messenger RNA from Aspergillus neoniger CBS 115656, 2583 nucleotides. RefSeq names its product S8/S53 family peptidase. NCBI's taxonomy places the organism in Eukaryota, Fungi, Ascomycota, Eurotiomycetes, Eurotiales, Aspergillaceae. The transcript has 5 exons. Gene Ontology annotation, biological process: proteolysis. Gene Ontology annotation, molecular function: serine-type endopeptidase activity. The record is from RefSeq and is a predicted model, not a curated record. Bases 1 to 2583 code for a protein of 860 amino acids.
AUGGCGAGUGAGGAUCCAAUAGACUUUGCACAUACUGCCAUAGCCCAGGUCGCUAACAUCGCGUCUUUACUGGGCGUUGAGUCCAAGCGACCAUUAUGUGGGCGUCUCGGGGCUGAGCUCUUCCUCGUCGCCAACUACAUCGACACGGCUGGCUUGGACCAGGAGAGGCGACUGCGACUGCGAAUAUCCAAGCUAUUGCGAGAUGUGGAGGCUAUGUGCAAUUGGCCGAAGAAUAUACCAAGAAAUGACUAUCCUCUUCUUGAAGCGAUAGCAAAGCCAUUCCCUGACAUUCGACGAGGACUUGAUCAGCUUACCGCGUGUCCUCGUGAUGCCGAGGUGGCCAUUUCUCAUAUCCAAAAAUUCGUUGAGCGCAAUCGCAAGUCAUCUAGGCGCGACGAGAGUGGAGAUAUCGGCUCUAGAAAAAGAGCCGCUCGACCAGAGCGCUCAGAUCUUGCUAACGCGAUCGCUCAUCGAGUCCUACGAGAGCAAAUGUGCUGUACUUGCCAGACCAAUGGGGUUCGUAGGCAGGUCGAGAGAGGACACCUAGUGUGUCUCCUGCUACAGCCACCUUCCCAGUCAGUGGCCAGUAACAAUCUGGUGCAAUUUGAUAUGCUGUUCUCACCAAAGCCCUUUUGGAACCAGUCACAGCUCACUCAUUGGCAAGAUAUCGAGCUGCUUGUGCCAAACGACCAUACACACGGCAAAAAGUGCGUCCGAUUUUUUGGUGGAGAUGAUGGAUAUAGAGAUGAGCAGGCCAACAAUCUAUCUGCAAAAAUGAGGCAACGAACAGACAAAGGCCAAUUCUGCCGUUUACUCGAUCUAGCCAAAGGCUGGCGCCUUUGCCUCUCUAUUGAAGACCAGGAGCUUUAUCAUUUCUUUGAGCCCCACAAGCAGAAAGUCGACCAUAUUCCGGGGAUAUGUUUGGCCAAAAUCCUCAGCACCUACCAUCUAACGGCACGAACGAAGCUUGUACUAGCUUAUAUAAUAGCCUACUCUGUCUGGCAGUACUACGAUACAGACUGGAUGCGAACAAAAUGGACAAGCGAGACUAUUCAAUUCAUGAGGGAAAGCGAUACUUCCGGAGAUAGGGGCCAGGGUAAGCUUUUUACCUGGAAACCAUAUGUAUCCGUGGAUUUCAAAGAUGAAGGUCCGUUGUGGCACGAACAAUAUAAGGUUCCUGGGAUGGUGCAUGUUUACCCAAGGAUCAGAGCGCUUGGUCUUAUGCUCGUUGAGAUAGGUCUUGGGUUUCCGCUUCCCAAGCGUGAGAAUCAGGGGCAGUCCUUGGCCGCCGAAGUGAAUGCUGAACUGCUCACAGCAAUCAACUAUGCAAGGGAUGAAGAGCGCUGGAAGAAUUUCGACUACCCCGACUAUAUGAAUUCAAUAUGCCACUGUUUGGAGCCCGGUACCUUCGACCAGGCGGCUUGUAUGGAAGGUUUAUCUGCCUCUGAACAGAGACAAAACCUCAAGCAACGAAGAAACAUCUUAUACGAGAAAGGCACGAAAUGGAUCGACAACUAUGAAAAGAUAGCCCCGCUCAAUGUCCUUUCCCAGGAUGCAAAAAUGAAAGAAGUUAAUGUACCGGGCAAUCCUGACAAGGGCAAAGCGCCAGAGCGCAGGAGGAAGCGCACCGAAAGCGAGAAAAACGCUAGCAACUGGCUAUUAGACUUGAAAGAGUUUAACAGGGAGCUAGCGCAAGUUGUGCCAGCAGCGGGAUCAAGCGGGGUAUCCCAGCGCGUACGGAUAGCCAUUUUGGACACUGGUUACGACGAUAAUGCCCCGUUUUUCUUUUCACCUGAUGUUAUGGAACGCCUUGAAGGCUGGAGAGACUGGGUUGAUGGUUCGAGCCAGCCCGAAGAUUGUCAUGGACAUGGCACUCAUUUGGUGUCUCUCGUUCUGAAGUGCGCUCCCGAUGCUGAUAUUUAUGUAGCACGCAUUGCCAAAAGCCCCCAUCAACUCUUAAAUUCCAGCGAGAAAGUUGCAGACGCAAUUUCUUGGGCAAGUGGAGAAUGGAAAGCCGACAUCAUCUCCAUGUCGUUCGGCUUUGCAGACGAACAGCCGUGUAUUAGUGACGCAAUUCGCGAAGCACUAUACAAACGCAAAGAUUCCAUUCUUUUCUUUGCAGAAGCGUCAAAUUAUGGGGCAAAUGAUCGAGAGAUGUUUCCCGCCAGACACGAGUCUGUCAUCUCUAUUCGAGGGACAAAUUCAAACGGCCUAUUUGCAGACUUUAACCCCCCUAAGCAUGAAGAUGAACCGGUGGUUUUCGGGACUCUUGGCAUAGACGUUCCUUCUGCGUGGCCCGACUCUGAUGGCGAAGAGCAUAGGUCUGGAACAUCAGUUGCUACGGCUAUAGCGGCCGGAAUAGCAGGAUCUCUUCUGGGAUAUAUUAGUUCUCGCCCUCCCGAGAAGCCAUUUCACAAUGCCAAAAACCGAGCCUGGACACGUCGGGGUAUAAAUGCAAUCUUCAGGGCCAUAUCCUCUAACACGCUCCAGUCAGGUUAUUUGUACCUGACGGUACGGGGCUUGAUAGGUAUUCCGGAGGAUGCCCGGUGGGCAAAAAUUGGCGGCAAGUUAUCUGGGCUCUAA